Hevea brasiliensis (rubber tree) is the source of this 1159-nucleotide messenger RNA. RefSeq lists its product as uncharacterized. The record is from RefSeq and is a predicted model, not a curated record. The coding region runs from base 176 to 859 and encodes 227 amino acids. The transcript has 2 exons. NCBI's taxonomy places the organism in Eukaryota, Viridiplantae, Streptophyta, Magnoliopsida, Malpighiales, Euphorbiaceae.
AGCAGCAUUUUCCAGUAUUUGAGCCAAGCAAAAACAGGGUUCACUCCAUUUCCGCUGUUUGGCUCUAGAAAUGGCUGCAACCAAGGCUUUUCUUGUUUAUGAAUCAUCUUUCGAGUGAAAUCCUCAGUUCUCCACCACCUCACAACUGCAUUCAGUUCUCCAUUCCCAUACGCAAAUGGGUUCUUUCAACACCUGCAACAUCAAACUCGAGAAGGAAAACUCAAUCAAGAAACAUAGCCAGCUUCAGAAGUUAGCAAACUUGUUCAGGUUCAUAGAAAUAUGUCUUGUUCUGGCUUUGAUUUCCAGGUUUUCUGUUCGACUCCCAGUUGCUGUCAAGAACUCUAGUGAAUAUUUCAAGGACAUAACAGUCAUACUUGUAAGCCCUCGUUUCGUGUUCAUCCUCGGAAAUGCCAUAGUCAUCACUCUCUUUGCAAAAUCAGGUCAGUUUUCAGGUCAAGAUCGUACUGGAAAGAAUUCAAAAACAGAUAUUUAUGAAGAGUUUGUUGAAAAGAGUGAAAGAAUUCAUGGCAUGCACCGAUAUGAGUCUGGAUACAAAGAAAAACAGAGCUCCUCUGUUGAAUACAUAGUCACUGAAGCAACUUGUACUUCUGUGGAAAGCAAGAAUUAUCAGAGGAGUCAAUCAGAGAAAUUAGACCGAGCUACUCAUAACAAGUGUUGCCGAGAACUGAGGCGAUCAGCGACUGAGAAAUGUACGAAAAGUAUUGAUUCUGGAGAGGGAUGGGUGAAAAUUUCAUAUCCUGAGGAUAGUAUGAGCAGUGAGGAGUUCAGGUGCAAAGUGGAGGCUUUCAUUGCUAGGCAAAAGAGGUUCAGAAAAGAUGAGGAGAACUCUAUAUAUUAGAGUAAUUGGGGUGUCAAUAUAAGCAAAUUCAAGUCCUUUUUCCCCCAAAAUUCUAUUACUGCUAGUGAUAAUGGGGUGUUUGUACAUUGCUAAAUCAUUAAUGCAAUGUAAAUUUACCUGUCAAGCUUGAUUUUCUCCCCUUAAACCACAUGUUUGAAGCUGCUUUUUUUUUUUUUCAUUUUCCUUUUUUCCCCCUACUUUUGAAGCAAAGGACUGAUUUUUGUAACUUUUCCAGCAAUGGAAAAUAGAUGCUAGAGACAAAUUGAUGGCAAUAAAAUUUUCUAGAGAAUAGAAUUCUGA